This is a messenger RNA of Gasterosteus aculeatus aculeatus (three-spined stickleback), 480 nucleotides long. The record is from RefSeq and is a predicted model, not a curated record. Lineage: Eukaryota; Metazoa; Chordata; Actinopteri; Perciformes; Gasterosteidae.
ACAAUCGACACAAACACAGUAAACAGAAAGCUCAAACUGUCUGACAACAACAGGAAGGUGACACGUGUGGAGGAGUAUCAGUCACAUCCUGAUCAUCCAGACAGAUUUGACUUCUGGUCUCAGCUGCUGUGUAGAACUGGUCUGACUGGUCGCUGUUACUGGGAGGUCGAGUGGAGAGGAAGAGUUAAUGUAUCAGUGAGUUGCAGAGGAAUCGGGAGGAAAGGAGACAGUUUAGACUGUUUGUUUGGACACAAUGAUCAGUCCUGGAGUCUGAACUGCUCUUAUAAAGGUUACUAUGUCCGUCACAAUGAGACAGUAACACCCAUCAUCUCCUCCUCCUCCUCCACCUCCUCCUCCUCUCAUAGAGUAGCAGUGUAUGUGGACUGUCCUGCUGGCUCUCUGUCCUUCUACAGAGUCUCCUCUGACACACUGAUCCACCUCCACACCUUCAGCACCACAUUCACUGAACCUCUUUAUCCU